UCGUCUCACAACCUAAUUCAUACGUCUUACGGCUUGACGGAACAAAACUUCAACAAAAAUUAAAGUUCUUUUGACGAAACUCAAAACUCGACCGAAAGAUGGACGACCACGAGAACGUGUCCGGCAAGGAUAAGGAAAUGGAGGAGUUCAUGCAGCUGGAGAGGCAAAAGGCCGAGGUGACUGCCCUUCUGCACGAGUUCAACGAGAUCUGCUGGGAGAAGUGCAUCGGGAAGCCCAGCAGCAAGCUGGACCAGGCCACACAGGUGUGCCUGAGCAACUGCGUGGACCGCUUCAUCGACACAUCGGUGCUGAUCGCCAAGCGCUUCGUCGAGGUCAUCAACGGGCGACAGUAAGAGGCGUUCCAGACGCCAGACUGGUCUGUGGAGAGGAGAGUCUAUCGGCAGCAAAGAUGUUCCUAGGACCACGCAAAAAGAAGGAAGGAAGAGCAGUACUGCAAUUUUCGUUUUAAACUAAAUCAAAAUAUACCCAUCUAGAGAGUUA
Drosophila pseudoobscura is the source of this 501-nucleotide messenger RNA. Its product is annotated as mitochondrial import inner membrane translocase subunit Tim8-like. Bases 99 to 353 code for a protein of 84 amino acids. Lineage: Eukaryota; Metazoa; Arthropoda; Insecta; Diptera; Drosophilidae. The transcript has a single exon. The record is from RefSeq and is a predicted model, not a curated record.